This is a messenger RNA of Monomorium pharaonis (pharaoh ant), 6450 nucleotides long. RefSeq lists its product as uncharacterized. NCBI's taxonomy places the organism in Eukaryota, Metazoa, Arthropoda, Insecta, Hymenoptera, Formicidae. The record is from RefSeq and is a predicted model, not a curated record. The transcript is spliced from 5 exons. The coding region runs from base 1571 to 3049 and encodes 492 amino acids.
CAUCUCGUUUUGCUGCUGCAGCAUUUUAAUAAUUCACAAAAUACUGAUCGAAUCAACAGAAUGCUCGAGUUACAGUAACAAAUGUGACAACCGUCCUGGACGGCUAAGUAACAGCUCGAGCGAAAUUGUAGAAUUGUACAGGGACUGACAUUCUUUUUAAUUUAUUAUUCUGGUUACGAUGUCACCUCUUACAUGAUGAUAAAUUUUUUCGACGCAAGAUAACCAUGAAACUUUUCUUCGUUCCGCAGCAGCUAUUUUUCGUGCGCUUUAACCCGGGCUUAUUAUCGCGACGCGUCGUAGAAGAGUGUCGCAUUACAAUAUACAAUAACACCGUUAUAGUAUUAUCAGCUUACUACGUAAUAAUGUAACGUGUACUGGGAAAACAGGCGCGUCACAGAACAUCGUGUUACAUAAUGUAAAAGCUAUCUCAACGUGACGGUGCUCGACUCUUGCGAGUCGACCGUUUUAACUUCGGGAGUAAUUCGCAUUUCUAGAAAUAGAACUGAAAUAAGUUUACAUGGAAAUUUCGUGUCUCUUCGGAUAUAUUUUUUUUUAACUCUUAGUUUAAGAGGCACGUAUACCCAAGCGAGUUGACGCUGGAACGUCGGAAGCGGAACGUUGCUUCGACCUUUUUCGAAUUCUAUGCCCACGUAUAGUCGGCUCUCCUCGAGAGAGAGAGAGAGAGAGAGAGAGAGAGAGAGAGAGAGAGAGAGAGACGACGUUCGCUCCACGUCGAUUGCGCAAUCAAUUUUCCUCCAAGGAACGUCGCACGGUCGGCUGGCAUCAUUAAAUUAUGUGUCAGUGUUUACAGCGAAGCAACACGUGAAACGACUCCUCCGUCGCCGCCUCCGACAUCCGCUCCGCGGUCCGCCACCCCCGGCGGUACGAGUCGAGCCACCCCCUCGCCUCUUUGCCCGGAUCCAGCGGAAUGUACUUAAACGACAGGAAGGUGCACGCGUCGAUUGGUCGGGCGAACCCGGGUCGAUGGUGUGAGAGGGGGCGCCGGGUCUUUCGCGAGGCUCGUAGUGCCGCUCUGACCACCGUCGCGGUUGGGUUUACUCGCCGUCGUCCUUAACUUGGUAAGAUCGCCGCGAUCGCUCGGCACGAGAUUUAUCGACACGCACGUAGCACCACCGAUCCCCCGGGUAAUCCUCGAUCUUCCCUCGCGAUCGAUCGCGCGAUUCCGGGCCGGGCGGGCCUCGCGGGCUGAAUCCUGAAAGCGGAAUCGAAUGAUCGUGCGGAACGAUCGCGAUGGAGCGAUCGCGGUGGAGCGACGUGUUCUAGUAAGGGUGUCCCUCUGCCGUAUACGUGUACAGGUGCAGCGCGGGGUCGUUACACCGAGGGGCCGUCACCGCGGGUAGUGUGCGGUGGUGCGUGUUCGCAACCGUCGCGAGGGAUCGGCGAGGAGCGGCAGGCAGUGGUAGUAGUAGUAGUAGUACGGUAGUACAUCGCGGGUGGUGUGGAUUCGCAGUCGAAUCGUGAAUGCGGCCGCGUUAACAGAUCCCCUUUCCCUCUCUCCCUCCCCCCCCUCCCUUUCUUUCCCUGAGGGAUCGACAUCGCCAGGACAGAAAUGAGAAGACAGUCGUAUUGCCCGAGCUCGAGCAGCGGAAACGGCGCCGGCGAGCCGCUGAUUGUCGUCGAGGAGAGUACGGGCGAGGAGGAAGCGGAGCGCUGCCGCACGGAAUCGCCGCCGCGAUGUGUCGAUCCAGACUCGCCGUCCUUGAAUCCCUAUCUGCUGUCGCCGUGGAGGGACGCCAGGAAGCAUUCCUUGCCGACGCCGCAGUGCACAUCCGGGAUAACCGCAUCCCAGGUGCGACGGUUGAGCGAGCGCGGCGGAGAAGGUUCCGGUCCAUCGGCGAGGGAGGCUGCCUUCCUGGCGACGCUCUCGCAGACCCCGGCACCGCAGCCCGGCGGCCGGCGGCAUUCCGUCGUCACGAUCUCCAAGGUGCCGACCACCCUGUUCGGCCGCAAUCGCCGCGAGUCCAUCGCCGCGUUUCCCAUGGGAGGCGCCACCAGGAUAUUACAGAGCCGGCGAGACUCCUCCACCGGGUUGACCGGCCCGCCCAGCAACAGCGGGAGCACGCACAAUUUGCAGCUCGACAUUAUGGACGACAUCGCCGAGAUCAAGGCCAGAAAGGUCCGUUUAAAGAUGUACAAGACACCGUCGCGGGAGCGCGUGUGCGAGAUCCAACCAUUGGAGGGCAACAGCUCUGCCACGCAGAAAUACAUACAGCAUCAGAAACGCCGAUUCUCGGAGUUCUCGGCGUCGGUCGCGGCGUCGACGUCGACACUACGUAGGCGCGCGUCCGAGAUGACGAGGCCGCUCUCCGAUAUCGAGAUCCCCGGCACGAGGGCGGCGGGUAUCACGUGCUCCAACACGGAUCUGAUAUCCAUCCUGAGUUCCCUGACGUCGUCCGCGACGGAGAUAAACAUGUACGGCACCUCGGACACGCCAAGCGCGAAGGACGAGCAGCAGAAAUCGAGCUGGUCAACCAAAACGGCGGAGCAGAGGCGCAGUCGGCUCAAGAGCUCUCGGUCCAACAGCUUCGACGUCUCCAUUCUGCACAGCACCAAGAGCAAGACCCCAACCACCAGCAGCAGCAGCGGCAGCGGCGGUAAGAACAGCAGCCCCAUCGGCGCGCUCAUGGCGCCCAGCAGCUGGUUCGCCAAGAGGCAUCAGCCGAUCUCGAGGAAGAGCCGAUACGACGAGGAGAACGCGACGCUGGCGUACAAGCUGGAAAAGUCGCGGGUGGUCAAGACGGUCAAGGACACGAUCGUGAAUUCCAGGCACAAGGUUCUCUGGGACGACAGCAGCGGUACCAAGGUGGACGCUCAGGUGCUCGGUAAUGCCAUCGAGAAGAUCCUCACCUCGGGCCACCGGGGAAACGACGCGGAAGCGUCGGGUAGCUCAUCCGGAAAGCCAGCCGUGUCGCCGAACAAGUCGCGCGCCAGUAAGGUCGCCAGUUGGUUCACGAGCGGGAACAAGGAGCAGGAGCAACCGGAUUGCGAGUCGAUCUGCUCCACCCUCAAGGACCUCUUCGUCAAGUAGUGCACCACCGUCGGACCGAUCUCCCGCGAUUACGUCGAUUCGCAUGUUUCGUUUGUAAACAGGAUCUACUGAAUUGACGGUACAAGUUAUUUGCCGCACUGCCGUACUAUUUAUUUAUUUAUUUACUUUAUUUCUUUUUCGCCGAAUGAGGUUCCACAUCCACGAGCCAACUCCCCCGCAAAUCCGAAGAGAUCUGUGUUGGAAUGAUUCUCUUGUUUACCUUCUUGAAUUGAGACGGGAUUUGACCGUGCGAGAAAGAUCGGAAACGAGAAGCGAGACAGAAAUGUACAGGAAGGGAGGGAGGGAGGGAGGGGGAGAGAAAGAUCAAAGCUACGGAAGAUUACAGGUUUGAUCGAAGAUGACACUAUUUUUCUUCUUUCUCUCUCUCUUGCGCUUAUGUAUUUCUUCACACGGUGAAAUUCAACAUAAUCUCGCGCGCGUCUCACCUUUAUAAGACACGUUAAGAAGCUGUUUCUUUUCAUCCUCGGAUUCGGAAUUUAUUUAAAUCACAUCCUGAAAGGAUCAACAACGAAUCCGUGGAAGGAUAUUAUCGAAUUUGUGAGGCGAGUUUCUGUCGGCACGAAAUUUUGUUUAUGACCUUACACGAUAUUUCGCUCGUGGAGUAAACAGAAACCAACGUUUGGCGCAUUUAAUAAUAUUUAAUAAAUAUCCGUGGUUUUAAUUUUCUGGGAAAUUGAUAUCUCGUAAUUAAGCGCGGCAAUUUACGAAGAUAGCUAAAGGCCUUUGCCAAUGCAUUCGCGCAAUACGUAAACAUUGAGUUCGAUAUUUACGGACUAUUUUCGCUCUCUUAUCCUUCGUUUAUUUCGAUUAUCUCAUACAUCUUUCGCGACCGAUUGCACUCAUGAUCACCGCGAGAUGACAGAUAACGCGAUCUGUCCUUGUCUACCCUGAGCGAUUACGCACACGAUAUAUAUAUAUAUAUAUACACACACACACACACACACACACGUGCGCCAUAUUAUUUCUAUAGUGCAGAUAUCGAGAGGAGAUUGAUUAGAGAACUAUUUUCAUAAGGGACAAUUAUUUUUAGUAAUGCGUCAUUUUAAGUUGUCGUCAACAGCAGAUAAUGUUACGUUGGCGCGAAAGAAUUCUAGGAUAUAAAAUUAUGACAUAAGAGAAAAUUCUGCGCUGCAUUUCUCGUAUAUUAACGCAGACGACGUGGAUAAUCAUAAACGUUAAUCUAAUCCUUUGCGGGCCAAAGGAGAUGCACACGUUAUAAUUGUAGAAUAAUAUAUAUAUAUAUAAUAUAUAUACUGGAAGAGGGGGGCACCAUACACACGGAAAGUGGCGGCUGGUCCGGUUAACUGCGCAAGGGGGUAAUUUUAUCUGUCGUCCUUCUUCCCGUUUCUCGUCGGUUGGACUGCUAUCUGUUUUUCCUGCUCCUUUCGGUCGAUGUUCCUCGACCAUCCUUUCGACCGCACGAACCGCCACUGAUGUAGAAGUACACGAUACAGAUAUGUUGACAUAGAGAUAUGUGUGUGUGUAAAAAUUGUCAUGUGCAUGUUUAAUAACGAUGUACAGCAAUGGUACACACGAGGUUUAUACACGUUGCCACGUGUACGUGUGCGUGUAUGUGCUUGUGUGUACGUACACGUUUCGGAAAACAUAUUCAUGCGGCAGUCUCUCGAGAAUUUUGUGUUUCAAAGGAAUAUGCGAUCACGAGUGAGAUGCGAAUUAAUUAAACUUCUGACGGAGCCACAAGCAAAAACUGAAUGAGUGAGACCAUAUCCUGAAAAAGUAUUUUUUUUUUUUUUUUUUAUCAAUUUCCUUCCUCAACUUCGUGCUUGCGCUUGAUAAUUCUGUUCCUUAAAUUUUAUACGGUAAUUUGGAAAAAAAAAGUUAUAUUAUCUUUCUAUAUUUAUACUCUUUCCAUCCAGUUUUAUUUUAUUGUAUAAUUCUUUAUUUUAUUAUAUAAUUUUAUAUAUUUCUCAAAAGAUUCUUUAAAUUUCCCUAUAAGCGCGUAAUAUUAUUUAAUAUUAAGUAAUAUGUUCUUAGAAUAUUAAGUGUACAUUUAAUAUUCUAAGAAUAUGCUUAAAAUAUUACAUAAUAUUAUGCGCUUAUAGGAUUUAUUCCUAGAAUAUCCGCCAAUAAUUGAACAAUAGCGUGCAAUAACAUUGCUAACUGUACAAUCAUCAGAGACCCGAACUCAAUGCCACAAAAUUAAAUUUUGUGAUAUGGAGUUCAGGUCUCUUAUGAUUGUAGAAUUAGCAAUGUUAUUAAUGAUCUCGCUUUGCUCCGCUGCAGUGUAUUAGAAUGUGAUUAUAGAAUGACAAUAGAUACGGUUCAUAAUCUUCAUGCUGCUUUAUUAAGAAUUUGAAACGAUCUCUUCGACUCACAUUAAAUUAAUAGCUUCAGAAUAUAAUAUGAAUGUGAACUUUAUGUGCUGUCGUUUUAGAUAACUACAAUCGUAAAAAUCUUAUUUGAAAAUUUACGAUAAAAAAGUACGUCUAAACGAAACGGUGUGAUUUAUAGAUUACGCGUUAUUUCGAUACAUACUUACACGUCUCUUGAUAUAUCAAUGUUAUAAGAAAUGUUCCAAAGAUAAUAAUCGUUGUUAUUGAGCAUUUUGAAAUCUAUACGGAAUUGAUUGCGUAAUGUGAUUACCUCAAUCUGUACUUCAGAACUUAUUUAUGAAAAAACAUACAAUGUGUGAGUAGAGAAUAAAAAUAUUUAAAUGUUCUUCGAUUGAUAAUCAGAGUCUAUAUAUCCGCGUAAGUCUAUAGUUUUUCUUUAUACCACGUAAAAAUUGUAUUGAAUGAAAAGCAGCGUUAAAGAAAUAUAAAACAAAGACGGAAGUACAAAUGUUAAACGAAUGAUUAAAAGACCAAAAGCAUGUUAUUUUGUCUUACUGAAUUGAGUAAUAACUCGAAUAAGCAAUUUCUGACAAAGGUAACAACGUGUCUUUUUCCAAAUACUAUAAACCUCGAUACUUAAUCUUUUAACAAUUCUAAAAUUAAUUAAAUUAACGGAAUUGAAAAAAUGAAAAAAAAAAUAUAAAUAAUUGUUAUAAGCAAUUGUCAGAAAACGUCAUAUAUUUAUGACGCUUUUAACCCCGAACAUAUCGAUCUUUUAUUUGGACAGUAAAUAAUUUUUUAUUUUAAUUUAGUAAAGGUAAUAACAUGAAAAAAAAAUUAGAAAAUUAGUUAACAAAUUAUCCACGCCAUAAUUCUUAUGAAUGUUGUGUUCAAAAGUUGUGGAGAAAUAAAUCUGCUUGCGUAUUGUUUAGACUAGUGUACAUACCUCCUGUUCGUAUGUUAUUUAGAUUAUCGAAAUGUCCUAAGAUUGUAAAUAGUAUUGGUGCUGUAUGUUCUAUCAAUGUUCUCGCAGCAGAUUGAUAAAACAUGAAUAUGAAAAAAAAUAAAAUAUACGUUGAUCGUAAA